This is a messenger RNA of Symbiodinium natans, 2226 nucleotides long. The record is from the annotation of a GenBank genome assembly. Lineage: Eukaryota; Dinophyceae; Suessiales; Symbiodiniaceae.
AUGGCGCAACAGAUGACAUGGGUGUUUGAAGUGAGCAGUCCGACCAUGUCGGCUGACCAGCGCCUAUCCUUUUCCACGAAUGAAGAGGCUUUCAACGAGCUUGCCUGGCUCCUCAUCUCGCCGGAGGAGCCGUCCGUGGCCGCAGCCGAGAAGAGCAUGCAGGACAUCACUCGCUAUAUCUUCAUGUCUCUUCACCUCUCGCGGUCGCUUCUUGGUGACCACUCCACGCUGGACCUUCUGUCGAGCAGCGCCUGGCCGCAGCAGCUGCCCAACUGGACAUCGGAGGUCUUCGCAAAGGCCGAGGCGCUCAUUGAAGGACAGAAGCCAGCACUGGAGCCUUCGCACGAAGCCUCCGCGCUGUCGCUGGCGCGGAGGUGGCAGCCCUGUGAUCCUCUCCGCCAGGCUUGCAGCACGCCAAUCAACAUGGACGGAGGCACAGGACACAAGCCAAUGCCGCGGAAACGCGGCUACAGGGACGGAGCCUUGGUCAUGCUCUUGGUCAGGAGACUUCCAAUGGUUCUUGUUGUGAGUGCUGGCCUGAAGCGACCAGCAGCACCUCAAGAGCCUCAAGGCACCUUGGAAUCAGAGCCGUUGUGGCUCCACAGUGACCAGGGCGCCGGUGCCGAAUCGGCGCUUAUGAGCUCUGAGUGGGAACUCGACCUCUCCAGUGGCAAUGCCGAUGGCUCGACACGCAGCAGCGACGGGGGAGACGAUGGCAGAAGUUCAGUGGAGCUCCGAACCGAGAUCGAGGAAGAGUUGGUGCAUGGCGUGACUUUGUUUGCGAGCUUAAGUGGAUGGGGCAAGCACUGGUCCAAGCAAAGCGCGUCGUCUAUGUACCAAGCUGGCCAAGCCUACAACUUAAGCUUCGUGACGUCGCAGUUUAGGAGCUUCAUAAGUCAUGAUUGGAAGACAUCGGGCUGGCUGAAAUUCCUGGCCCUCUUAUGGGUGUUCAAUUCUCCAGCUGCGACAUUUCUCACCCUUUCCUUUUCCAUUUUCUGGGGCGUCCUCAUUGGAACCGGCCUUGUGUCGGAUGACGUCUGGUGUAUUUUUAUGCCCUACUUGGUGUACUUCAUCGUGCUUUGCUUUUGGCAACGACUUCGCGAAUGGAUGAAGAUUCCUGUGGUAGUCUUUGUAGACAAGCUUUGCAUCCCUCAGCACGAUGCAGCGCUUAAAGCAAAAGGCAUCGAGGGGUUGGCGGCUUUCCUCGACCGGUCACAGAGCCUCACAAUCCUUUGGUCGCCGCGAUAUUUCACGAGACUUUGGUGUAUUUACGAGCUCGGCAGCUACUUACGCCAUGGCAAGCGGCCCGUUCACUUUGUGCCAGUGGCCCUGCCAGUUGUGAUGUUGCUCAUGUGCAUUGGUGGAAUGCUUCUCAUGACUCCGUAUGAGUUAUCCUUCCACAAUGGAGGAGCGAAAGAAACCCUUGUACGAGGCUCGCAAGGCAAAAUCUACUGGGAGUCCUUUUUGAGAACUGUCAGUGUCGUUGCUGCAGUUGCCUUGAUGGUCUUGCCUUGCAUCUUUUUUCUUGGCAUCCGCGUCAUGCACGACCUGCGCAAAGUUCCCGAUCAGCUCCAACACUUCAGCGUCCGAAGCUGUGAGUGCUUCUGCUGCAGUCAUCACCAUCGUCAUCCCGAGACAGGGCAGGAUCUGCCUUGCGACCGAGUUCUGGUUUACAAGAUGCUGAAGAAGUGGUAUUCGGACGCAACCGGACUGGGUAAAGAUGAGGCUUAUCUGGACCGCUUUGAUGACCUGGUGCGUUCGCACUUCAUGGUGACCGCGCUGCAGGGUGCGAGGAGGGCUCAGAUGCCCCUGAGGCACGCGAUAUAUUUGGCCUGCACCAUUGGAGCUCCUGGUCUUCGCAAUGCCGUGCAGGGGGUUGUGCAGGAGGCCUACAGCUCUGGCUUUGAAGAUGCUUGGGCGGUGCUCUUGGCCUCCUGCGACUUUCUGUCGAACUACUUCUUCAGCAUGCUGGGCGUCUUUCUGUUCUACGUAUGGCUGGCGUUUGAGUUCUUCAGCCUUGGAGCCUUCUUGAUGAAGGUCAUGUCCCGCCUCACCGCGACUCUCCUGACCUCGUCCUUGAUGUUUGUGGCCUUCGGCUCGAUCUGGUUUCUCACUGUGAUGGUGAAUGCCAUCCUUAGGGAAAACACCCAAGGCCCCUUUCAAGGCUUAAUGCGGAUCUUUUGGCUGUUGCUGGCCAUCUGCUGCGUGCGGUUGAGACGGGCGUGA